GGGAAAGUUUCACAGCUGCUGCUUCUUAGUUCUUCACAGAGAGAGAGAGAGAGAGAGAGAUGGCGAAGAACAACGCUGCAUCUCCCUUGGUACUAUGCCUGAUCCUUGUGUCGACUUCGAUGCCCGCCUCGGUAUGCUCCAGCAUACCGGCUCCGGUCGCCCGGGAGGAAGACGUCCAGUACAUAAAGUGUCAAGUCUGCGAGAAGCUUGCGUCUCAGCUGUAUUGCCAGGUGCAGAGCAAGCGAGCUGAGAUCUCUCCCGAAGAGAUCACGGAGCAGCAGAUAACUGAGAUCGCCAAGAACCUUUGUAAUUCGGAAAAGAAGGAAGCUGUCUGGAUUCGCAAGAUUGAUAUUGUUGAGCAAGGGAAUAAGUUAAAGCUUGAAGAACAAGAUGGUGAAGGAUAUUGCAAUUCCGAGUGCAAGACUCUGCAAAAAGCUUGUGAAGAGGUCCUGAACGAGUCAGAUGAUAUAUAUCUCGAGUAUCUAAACAAAACCAACCCCCGAAUUGAUGGAAUGGUCGAUUUUCUCUGUGGAAACGUCACCGACGCAUGCAUUUUUGACCCCCCUCCAAUUCCUAAGGAUAGGACUCCCGGAGAAGCUUUCAUGCCGAAACUAUUGGAGGAGGCUGAUGUGGAGAGGAACGCGAAAUCAUCGACUGAGAGCACGCCCGGACCGCCCUGCACGAACAUGUACUCAACAGAUGAAUCAACGAACGCUAAAAACUCCGGCGAGGAAGACAAAGACGAGGGUACACACUGGCACUCGAAAUUGGGUGUUCGGAGGCAUAUCAAAAGCUUCUUUGGAGGAAUAACAAAAUAUUUUACAGGAGACUCAGAGGAAAAUUCAGAGACCCGCGAUUCGGAACUGUAAUGCCCGAGUAUCAGACAGCAAUGCUUGAGCCUUUUAGGUUAUAGUCUUUUAUGUCCCGCCACUGUAUCGUUAUAAUGAAUAAGGCCCCUAGGAGCAGGAGACUUCAGAGUCGUUCCAAGAUGAAGAGUCUUCCGCCAACUGUAAGACAGCUCUAUAUCCAUAGCUAUUGUAUCCUAUCUGAAAAUUAUGAACUUCCUAAAAUA
Molecule: messenger RNA, 1072 nt
Organism: Eucalyptus grandis
Lineage: Eukaryota; Viridiplantae; Streptophyta; Magnoliopsida; Myrtales; Myrtaceae
Exons: 7
Coding region: 60-869 (269 amino acids)
Source: RefSeq, a predicted model, not a curated record